Molecule: messenger RNA, 1159 nt
Organism: Capsaspora owczarzaki ATCC 30864
Lineage: Eukaryota; Filasterea; Ministeriida; Capsasporidae
Exons: 8
Coding region: 23-1159 (378 amino acids)
Molecular function (GO): protein binding
Source: RefSeq, a predicted model, not a curated record
UUUGUCUGAAACAGUUCCACCAAUGCUGUCGUAUGAGAGUAUGACUGAGAGGCAGCGCCAGUUGUAUGACAGGGUCAAUAACACAAGGAAUCUAAAUCUAUCGCGGUGCCAGAGCCAAAUUGGCGAUGCUGAAGCGCAGGCGAUUGCUGAGGCACUCAAAGUGAACUCAACCGUGACGACGGUUGUGCUGUGGUACAAUCAGAUUGGCGAUGCUGGAGCUCAGGCGUUUGCUGAAGCACUCAAAGUGAACACGACGAUGGAGAGGCUCUACUUGGGCGGGAAUCUGAUUGGUGAUGCUGGCGCUCAAGCAAUUGCCGAGGCACUCAAAGUUAACACGACGCUGCCGAUGCUCUAUCUGAGUGAUAACCAGAUUCAAGAUGCCGGAGCGCAGGCAAUCGCAGAAGCGCUCAAAGUGAACACGACAGUGACUGUGCUUGGUUUGGACCGGAAUCUGAUUGCCGACGCUGGAGCGCACGCGAUGGCUGAGGCACUCAAAGUGAAGAAAACGUGGACUGAGCUCGAUCUAUCAGGGAAUUGCAUUGGCAAAGUUGGCGUUCAAGCGCUUGAGGAGAUUUGCAAGACCAACUGCGAUCCUGCCGUUGACUUCCGCUGCCAGAUAAACCCUCUUGCAUUUGGCUACCUUCCACGCUGCGCAAGUGCCGAAGAGCUUCAGACUGUGUUUCACUUGCUGAGUAGCGGGCCGGACCUGCAGGAUCAAUCUGCAUCGCUACCAGUGCUACCAGCAGAGAUUGCGGAGCGCAUUAUGGACGAAGCGCAUUACUGGCAAGGCGUGAAGUACACCAAGCGAGAUUGGCUUCGUGACUGCACCAACGAGCAUUUCAAGGUCACACUGCCUCAAGGCAUCGACGGACCGUCAAUCCGCGUGAAGGCCAUUCGGGUGCUUCUUGAUAGGUGGGAAGAUUCCAAGGCCGCAGCGAGCUGCGUGUUUGAUUUGAUUGUUCAAGAUGAGCAAGGUGUUGUUCGAUCCGAGUUGUCUGUGACACCAAAUUGCGUCGAUUCGACCGUUGAGCUUGGGACACUUUUGCCAGCCAGUCAUCCGAUCAUCCGACAGAUGCGCGGGGGUUGGCAGGUGAGAGCUCAACAAGACAAGUUUACCGAUUCCGUGCGAUCCUCCUGGCUUUAUGUCGGCUACAUCUGA